Molecule: messenger RNA, 397 nt
Organism: Cuscuta campestris
Lineage: Eukaryota; Viridiplantae; Streptophyta; Magnoliopsida; Solanales; Convolvulaceae
Source: the annotation of a GenBank genome assembly
CAUUAAACAAAACAAACAAACAACUAACGACCCUAUACUAGGUAAGGGAACAAUGAAUCCCCGCCAUCAAAGAACACCAUGUGCAGCCCUGCUUCUCGUCGGGCUCCUCCUCCUCCAUCUCUGGGCUCCCGCCGCAGUAGACGCGUCGUCAAGAAGAAUAAGAAGAAGCAGAAGAACAAGAACCUUGUUCACGCCGUCCUCUCCUUCUCCGCCGCCAACCACUGCGAAGGCCGGCUUUUGGGGCGGCGGAGAACAGCGGGGACAACAACCGUUCGAGAAUGUCGAGUCCAGCUUCAGGAAGAUACCUCCGAGUAGAUCUAAUCCCAUACAAAACAAUGAUGACAAAUAUUUGCUUGAAUAAUGACUAAUGCAUAAUGACUAAAAGUUCUACAUUGGG